Messenger RNA from Cryptomeria japonica (Japanese cedar), 2510 nucleotides. RefSeq names its product vacuolar protein-sorting-associated protein 33 homolog. The transcript has 22 exons. Gene Ontology annotation, cellular component: CORVET complex; vacuole. The coding region runs from base 377 to 2152 and encodes 591 amino acids. Gene Ontology annotation, biological process: intracellular protein transport; vesicle-mediated transport. The record is from RefSeq and is a predicted model, not a curated record. Lineage: Eukaryota; Viridiplantae; Streptophyta; Pinopsida; Cupressales; Cupressaceae.
CGUGUAAGGGUGUGCAGAUUUGUCCAUUACAAUUCCUGUAUCUCUUUUUUUUUUCUCGAAAUUUACCGUGGAGCUGUAUAUAUAUGACUGACUGACAACUAGUACCAAAGUGGCUUCAAAAGUUAUGUGUAACGACUGUCUUGUUCUUUUUAAUUUUUUCAUCACGACAGAGCUAAUUUCGGAGCUCGGAAAACACAUUCCAAACCAAGGGGAAGAAUGGAUAAUCAUCCAUCUCCGUGGAAUUUAUGGAUAUACAUGUGAAAUUGCACAUAUGCUUUCAUCGAACAUUUAGCUUGUAUUGAUUAAGCACUGUAUUAAUAUUGGCUUCACACUAGCCAAUAUAUAAACUGUUGGCGAGGGCUCUGAGACUGGAAAAAUGGCACAGAUUCCAAAAUUGGACAAUGCUCCUAUUAACAUAUCGCCAUUCAGGGAUCAAUCUAGAAAGGAACUCGUAAACAUUCUGAAUACGAUACGGGGUAAGAAGACGCUUUAUUUGGAUCCCAAACUGAGCGGGUCACUUGCUUUGAUUCUUCAAACUUCGCUUUUGAAGGAACAUGGUGUUGAAAACCUGGGCCAUCUCUCAACAAACCCUAUUCAGAGUGAUUGUAAAAAUGUUUUAUACCUCGUUCGUCCUCAGAUUAAUUUGAUGAAAUUGAUAUCUGCACAGAUUCAGCAAGAUGUUAGGCAAAAUUAUCAACGAGAAUACACUGUGAUUUUUGUUCCACGUCGCACUGUUGUUUGUGAGAAGAUUUUACAAGAGGAGAAGGUACAUUCGAUGGUCAAAAUUGUAGAGUAUCCCUUAUACUUAAUACCGGUUGAUGAAGAUGUUCUGUCUUUUGAGCUUGAAUUGGCAUACAAAGAGUGUCAAGUUGAUGGUGAUACAAGUUCACUUUGGCAUGUUGCAAAAGCUAUCCACAAGCUUCAGUCUGCUUUUGGUGUCAUACCAAAUGUAAGAGUGAAGGGUAAAGCAGCCACAAUUGUUGCAGAUAUACUAAGCCGUAUGCAGCUUGAACAACCUGUUGUGUCAUCCAAUGCAGGGAUUCCGGAGAUUGAUACACUUAUUUUACUAGAUCGCCAUGUGGACAUGGUUACUCCCAUGUGUUCUCAAUUGACUUAUGAAGGACUUCUAGAUGAGUUCUUACAUAUAAAUAAUGGAGCAAUAGAGCUGGAUGCAUCAAUCAUGGGUGCCCAAGAGGAGGGCAAAAAAGCCAAAGUACCCCUUAAUUCAAGUGAUAAAUUAUAUAGAGAAAUUCGUGAUCUGAAUUUUGGAGUUGUUGGGCAGGUUUUACGCCAAAAAGCAACAACUAUGAGGCAGGAUUACACAGAAGUGACAACUACUAGUCAAACAGUAUCAGAAUUAAAGGAUUUUGUGAAGAAACUGAGUUCUCUUCCAGAAAUGACGAGACACACACAUCUUGCUCAGCAUCUGUCCACAUUCACUACAAAGCCAACUUUCCUAGGUCAGCUUAGCAUUGAGCAGACACUUGUGGAGGGUCAGAGUUAUGACAUAUGUUUUGAGUACAUUGAGGAGAUGAUUCAUAAACAGGAGCCCUUUCUUAGUGUUUUGCGGUUGCUUGUUUUGUUUUCCAUCACAAAUGGUGGCCUACCAAAAAAACAUUUUGAUUAUUUAAGGAGAGAGCUGCUGCAUAGCUAUGGUUUUGAGCACAUGGCAACACUGAUUAACUUGGAAAAGAGUGGUUUAUUUAAGAAACAGGAUUCGAAAAGCAACUGGGUCACAGUUAAGCGGGGACUAAAUCUGGUUGUGGAAGACGUUGAUGAUGCCAAUCCCAAUGACAUUGCAUAUGUCUUCUCUGGAUAUGCACCUUUGAGCAUCAGACUCGUCCAACAUGCUCUCAGAGCUGGGUGGCGUUCCAUUGAAGAGAUUGUAAGAUUAUUACCAGGACCCCAUUCUGAACGAAAGCAGUCCCUGCAGUCUCAAGAAGAAGCUCCCGCAAGCAAUGAUAUUGGAGUUGUAGAUGGGCGGCGCUUACUUGUCUUGGUUGUUUUUAUUGGUGGGGUUACAUUUGCAGAAAUAUCUGCUCUUCGCUUUCUCAGUGCUCAAGAAGGAAUGACAUAUGAUUUAAUUAUUGGCACAACAAAGAUAAUCAAUGGAUCCUCUUUACUUGAGACAUUGAUUGAUGUUCUACCAUGAGUAAAUUUUCUUUGCCAUUCCAUUGUCUCUAAUUUUCUUUGCCAUUCCAUCGUUUCUAAUGUAUAGAGGUUUUUUAGUGAUUUUUUUGUGGUGCAAUAAAUUGCAAGAUUAUAGAACUUAUUUUUGGGAAUCCUAAUGUUAUGAUGGAUUCAAUCUUAUUGAUGCAAUAUCAUGAAGAGAAUAUUUCUUAAGAGGAAAUGGUCGGUGUCGUAAAGCUUCGUCAUUUUUGGCAAUGUAUAAUGAAAAUUUUGGGUUAGCAUACCAUUGUGAAAUUUGUGGAAAACUGCAGUUUUACUAAUUAUUACAUAUUGUGUUACUUUCAACAUAUAAUUUAUAUUCAAUUUAUUUAAAGCUUUUA